Messenger RNA from Suncus etruscus (white-toothed pygmy shrew), 1275 nucleotides. It is a transcript of the gene POLE4, whose product is annotated as DNA polymerase epsilon 4, accessory subunit. Gene Ontology annotation, cellular component: epsilon DNA polymerase complex; nucleus. The transcript has 4 exons. Lineage: Eukaryota; Metazoa; Chordata; Mammalia; Eulipotyphla; Soricidae. Bases 18 to 377 code for a protein of 119 amino acids. The record is from RefSeq and is a predicted model, not a curated record. Gene Ontology annotation, molecular function: protein heterodimerization activity; DNA binding.
GCACGCUCUGAGGGCCGAUGGCAGCGGCGGCGGUGGCGGCAACUGGGAGCGGGACGCCCCGGGACGAGGAAGGGUCCAAUGGGGAGUCAGCAAACCAGCAGCCUCAGGCUCCUACGAGUGCGCCCGGGGCUCGUCUGUCGAGGCUGCCUCUGUCGAGAGUGAAGGCCUUGGUGAAGGCGGACCCCGACGUGACGCUCGCGGGACAAGAAGCCAUUUUCAUUCUGGCACGAGCCGCGGAGCUGUUUGUAGAGACUAUUGCAAAAGAUGCUUACUGUUGCGCUCAGCAAGGAAAAAGGAAAACCCUGCAAAGGAGAGAUUUGGAUAAUGCAAUAGAAGCUGUGGAUGAAUUUGCUUUUCUGGAAGGUACUUUGGAUUGAUGGCUGAGCUGGACAGUUUUGUGACUCUUCACCUCCAAUCUUCAGUUAACCCGUGAUCUACAAGCUUGAACUUUGGAGAGUAGAGUCUUUGGGAUACUGCGCUUGUACACUUAAAAAACUUCUUUUUGGUUUGGUUUGGGGGCCACACUUGGUGAUACUCAAAGGGUUACACCUGGUUCUUCACUCAGUGCUCCUGUUCUACUGUCACCUAAGCUGGGUUAAGCAGAGAGCUCACCGGGUUGCUUUUCUCUGUAAGGUCUUCCAUUUUCUGUGUCUUCCAUUUCAGGCCUAGACACAUCUGAUGCGUGGGGCAGGUAGAAGAGACUGUUUUGUGCAAGUUUUUUGAUGAAUAAUAAAGACCCAAAUAUAGGUCUCUGAUCAAUAUCCAUCUAGUAUAUUUUAUAACCUUGCCUUUGUUUUUGCCCUUAUGAUUAGGAUCUACAGUCAUGACCCUUACUGCCCCUGCAAGCCCUUCUAAACCUCAGUCAUUUUAAGCAUUUGUUCUUUUUUUCCACUGUGUCACCAGAAUAUUGUUCCAGAAUUUGCCAGAUGCCAAUUAAGUUUUUAAAUUCAGAGAAAUGUUAUAAAUGUAAAGCAACUAAAAUUUAAUAGCUGUAACUCAUAUAUUAUGCAAUUCAUCCAUUUAUAGUUGUACAUUUCACUGCCUUUUAGUGACUAUCCUCAUUUUCAGCUGCCAAUUGUAGAACAUUUGCAUAUGAAUGGAAUCAUGGAAUGUUGUUAUUUUGUGUUUGGCUUUAUAUAAUAGUCUCAAGAUGUAUAUUUGUAUUAGUACACAUUCCUUUAUUUUUAAAUUGUAAGCUAUACAUAACUAUAUUAUUUUAAUCAUCUUUUAAGUGUUCAGUUCUGUUGCAUAAAAUAUAUUCACAUUGUUUUGCAA